CAAGAGAAAUAGGCCGUCCAAAGGAAUGUCUCGCGUCGCGUCGGAUGCAGAGUAAUCAAGCCAUGGCAAAGAUAUCCGCCAGCGCUCACGCCUCUAAACCAUUCUCCCGGCCACCACUGACCACACAGCCUGGCGACAUAUAUCAUCCGUGCUCUGUAGCGCGCAAAGCCAGAUCGAGCCGAGGACCAUGGACAGAUGCCGAGCAGCGGGCGUCCAUGCCUCCUCUGUCCACCGGCUCGACAAGCUAGGCUGCCGGGGCGGCGAUGACUUCGAGCUCGACGUCUUCGACGCCGAGCGCUACUUCAACGGGGACGACGCGCUGUGGUGCGCCCGCUCGUCGUCGUCAUUCUCGUCCGCGUUCAGGACAGCCACGCACGAGCACAACCGGUCCAUCCCGACGCCGACGGCGGCCACCAGCUCGUCGGACGCCAGCUGGAACAGCCGCUCCGCGCUCCUGCCCGGUGGGAAGGUGCUCCCCGUCGCCACCACCCCUGAUAUCGAAGCUGAGCCUUCCGGGACAGGAAGUGAGUGCCGCCGGAGGAAGCCCGUCCCGUCGUCUCAGCUGCGGUGGUGGCUGAUCGGCGUGGCGGGGUGUGCCUGCGCCGGGGGCGACGGCGAGGAGUCGUUGAGCGCCGACGAAUUCCGCGACGAAGUGGAAGCCGACAACGACGUUCUCGGUGUCCGUAGCAAGAACCGUAGCACCGAGGGGGGCGAGCUGUUUCCAAGCACGGAGAGCAACGAUCUCGCCGUCGAGGAGACCACAACGGUGAGGGUGAGGCCUGUCAGGUGGCUCGAUGACGGUGACGCGUUCCUUGCCGAAGCGGCAGAGUUUGACGCCGUGCAGCUCUCGAGGGAUGGUCAUCGCCGAGCCGCCAACUUGGGUGUAUUGUCCACGCCGAUCUUGUAUCCCGCAACAACAUCCACCUCCGAUGAGCGGCGGCGCAAAUCAUUGCAAACGUUCCGCCCGGUGGGUGACCAAGAGCGCGCGCUCGGUUCAGCGACGCAGAACUCUGCCUUUACAAUCGUCGCGGGAAGCACGGCGCGGGGUGGUGCUGCGCAUAAGGCUGCCGCCUACGGAGCAAGGCCGGGCACGCCACACAUUCCGUGCGGCAGCCCACGGGACUCUGGAGAGGACGACGCGGCGCCGAGCGAGCUGGAGUGCGCGUACCCUCCGAGCGAGGCGAGCGUCGUCUGGAGCGUGGUCACCGCGGACGGCGCGGCGUCCGGGAACAACUCCAGCGCGGCGUCGGGGUACUACCACUAUUUCAAUGACGGCGAGCACGAGGCGUUGCGGCACGCCACGGUUAAGGGCAACAGAAGGAGGAGAGAUGGAUUCGCCAACAGCGUCUUGCUGACUUGCAUGAGCGAGAAGGCGGUCGAUGUCGUCGGGCCGGAUUGGUCGGUUCACCGUCCGGAGGUCGAGCCGGGCGCCGUGGCGAGGCUGGGCGCUGCCUCUCGCAGCCGGAACCGCCUUGGUGGAGGGUACCCGGACGUGAUGCGCCACCGGUAGGUAGGUAGGUUGGAUCCGGAAGCACGCGACGGUCGGUGGAGACAUCUGUGGACAGGGCGGCCUACAAGAACUAGUGGAUGUGUGAUUUUUAGCACAAAAAAUGUGAGGCUUUUUUAUUGUGAGGAAAGACAAAACUUGUUUUGAUAAUUUGCAGAUGAUGAUGGUGCGAGUUUUCAAAACUGUCACCACCUAUAUACAUAAUACAUUCCUCAAGCAUACAACUUGUGUUGAUAAUUUGUAGAUGAUGAUGAUGCGAGG
Phragmites australis (common reed) is the source of this 1768-nucleotide messenger RNA. RefSeq lists its product as uncharacterized. Lineage: Eukaryota; Viridiplantae; Streptophyta; Magnoliopsida; Poales; Poaceae. The transcript has a single exon. The record is from RefSeq and is a predicted model, not a curated record. Bases 188 to 1510 code for a protein of 440 amino acids. Gene Ontology annotation, biological process: phototropism.